Messenger RNA from Coffea eugenioides, 355 nucleotides. RefSeq lists its product as uncharacterized. The transcript is spliced from 3 exons. NCBI's taxonomy places the organism in Eukaryota, Viridiplantae, Streptophyta, Magnoliopsida, Gentianales, Rubiaceae. The coding region runs from base 23 to 343 and encodes 106 amino acids. The record is from RefSeq and is a predicted model, not a curated record.
UUUUGCCUUGAAUUGGGGGAUCAUGUGCUGUUAUUGUGGGCGAGAGAUUUAUACUUACCCAAGGGCUUGCGUGACUCUUGUGAUCACGGAUGAGACUGGAUCUUUGAAUGCAGUAGCCAUGGGGGAUGAGGCUGAAAAGUUGAUUGGUAUUAGUGUUCACCGCUUAUUCCAAGCGGAGCAAGAGAAUGUGCACCUCACUGAUCGUGUUGCAAGUGAACUCGAGGGAAAAGUCUUGUUGUGCUAUGUUAAGCAUUCCAACGAUGUAAUCAGGGCUGUUAAGGGUGCUCCGUAUACAAUUGUCGCUGUCUAUGGCGCAGAUGAAAUUGGAAGCAAUAUUUGCUGAUGUCUUUUAGAU